GGACAAGAGAACGAUGGAACAGAAAUCUGCCACUGCCAGUGCUGGUGGCCAUUGUGCGACACUUCAUACUCUAUUAAAAUACUGUAAUUACAAAUCUGGAGCACUAAAUUGAGCAGAGCGCUCAAACUAAAAGCAUCAACAUCUGGUCUAACUGGGAGGGAGGUGGUGACUUUGAUGAGGACAGCCCUGAGUGCCAGGGCCGCACAGCCUGCAUUUGAAGAAUAAUGUGUUGAAAUCAUCGACCACUCUGCAAUUCUGUAUCCUUCAUUGUAAUGUUUUGUUGACUGGCUUCAGAGCACUAUUAAAGGCAAGCCAGCUCUGUCCAAUUGCGAUGGAGCCCAGUGAAGGAGCCCUGCCUGAGCCAGCCUCUAUAGCUGCAAUAGAAGCACCAACAGACCCUCCCGAGGGGCUCAUCGGAGCAAAGCGCAAAAGUUCGGAAGCGGACACCGUGAUUCUCGCCCAAGAUGCGCAGGAACAGCUUGCACUGCCGCCUUCUUUAGAGCCUCCGGCUAAGAAGUCAAAGAAGAAGUCUGGAGGCAAGGGCAAGUCUGGCAAGAAAGGCUCGAAGAAGGGCAAUGGCAGGCCGGCGCUGGUGGGGCUGCCUGGGGAGCAGGUUGAACAGCGCGCCCUCAUACCCGCCUCCCGAGACUCGUUGGAGGUCCUCACGGAGGUGCUGCUGUCACGGACAGAGCGUGCGCCCCAGAUUCAGCUGAGCGCCGACCAGUUGACGGCCUCCAGCACAAAGGGCUACAGGAUGGUGCGCGCCACUACGGGCCCAUACGACGGCGCCUGGUACUUCGAGAUCAAGAUCGUUCACCUAGGCGAGACGGGCCACACGCGCCUCGGGUGGUCGAUGUCCGGCGGCGACCUGCAAGCGCCCGUUGGUUACGACACGCACAGCUACGGCUAUCGGGACGUUGACGGGAGCAAAGUGCACAACACGUGGCGGGAAGAGUACGGGGCCGGGUAUGGGGAGGGGGAUGUGGUCGGGUGUUACAUCAAUCUGCCAGGGGGAGUACGGCCGGAAAAGGCGGAUUUGGUGGACUAUAGGGGCAAGCCGCACCAUACAGAGACAGCCGAGGUGCCACAGCAGCCUCUGAAAGACUCCCAGGUCGCCUUCUUCAAGAACGGGGAGUGCCAGGGCGUGGCCUACUGGAGCAUCUUCGGCGGCCAGUACUUCCCCGCCGCGUCGCUGUAUACUUCCAACAAGCAGUCACGGGCGUGCGAGAUACGGUUCAACUUCGGGCCGGACUGGGAUUGCCCCCCUUCCGACUGGAAGGGACUACCGGUUCCGCAGCCAGUGUCGAAAUUGGCGGCGGUAGCGUUGCAGGAGGCGAAGUCGGCGCAAAACGGGGGAGCAAAUGGCGCGAACGUGCGGAAAGAGUUAGCUGUCGAGCGAGGAACCAAUGGGGCUGUAACAGGGCCCGCGGGCGGCAUCGUCAACGGGACUGCCGCCGGGACGUCGUCAGUAGUUGAUACCGAAGCGCCGGGGGCAACGCAAAGUGGGGCAGUGGAGGAGCAAACGGCAGGGAGCCAAGCGGCGACUGUUGAGCCCGGUGUUGGAAACGAGGCGAGUCUAGGGAUUGCUGUGGUCGCACAAACUUGACACAGGCCUCGAAGCCUUGUUGUUGCCUAGCUUGAAAGCCCGCUCACUUUCUUCGGCCGAACCAUUCAUGUUGAUCACCGAUUAUGGUUCAAAAGAUUAUGUGCAGGCGCGUGC
This is a messenger RNA of Klebsormidium nitens, 1720 nucleotides long. The record is from the annotation of a GenBank genome assembly. Lineage: Eukaryota; Viridiplantae; Streptophyta; Klebsormidiophyceae; Klebsormidiales; Klebsormidiaceae.